Molecule: messenger RNA, 342 nt
Organism: Ilex paraguariensis (yerba mate)
Lineage: Eukaryota; Viridiplantae; Streptophyta; Magnoliopsida; Aquifoliales; Aquifoliaceae
Source: the annotation of a GenBank genome assembly
AUGGCUGUGUUUCAGUCGGAUCUCCGGUCGGCGACCCACAUUGCGACCCCCUUGUCUCACCUCCUCAACCCGGCCCGCUCUGACUUCACACCCGACACUCGCCUCUCGGUCCGUACGCCGCGGGCGAGUUUGAUAGCUCUCAUUGCGGGGAAGAAAAAUGCGAAUAAGCCAUCCAUUUGUACGGCCGACGAGCUUCACUACGUAUCUGUACAUAACUCCGACUGGAGGCUUGCUCUCUGGCGCUACAAAGGCUCUCCCAAGGCUCCUCUGAGGAAUCAUCCGCUAUUGCUUUUAUCUGGAGUUGGUACGAAUGCAACUGGAUAUGAUCUGGCUCCUGGGUGA